Belonocnema kinseyi is the source of this 4701-nucleotide messenger RNA. RefSeq names its product nuclear factor 1 X-type (gene NfI). The record is from RefSeq and is a predicted model, not a curated record. The coding region runs from base 32 to 2065 and encodes 677 amino acids. Lineage: Eukaryota; Metazoa; Arthropoda; Insecta; Hymenoptera; Cynipidae. Gene Ontology annotation, molecular function: RNA polymerase II cis-regulatory region sequence-specific DNA binding; DNA-binding transcription factor activity, RNA polymerase II-specific. The transcript is spliced from 14 exons. Gene Ontology annotation, cellular component: nucleus. Gene Ontology annotation, biological process: regulation of transcription by RNA polymerase II.
UCAGCCUGGACCCCCACCGUCCCAGCUACUCAUGUUCAUCCCGGACACCCUGAGGAGCUGCAUGGUGGAACCGGAUGUCUCGACAUACCUACAGGCCCCUUCCGUAGGACAGGAUGAGUUCCAUCCAUUCAUUGAGGCCCUCCUACCAUUCGUGAAGUCUUUCUCGUACACGUGGUUUAACCUACAAGCCGCAAAAAGGCGUUACUAUAAGAAGCACGAGAAGCGGAUGAGUCUCGAAGAGGAACGUCAGUGCAAGGAGGAACUCCAGAAUGAGAAGCUGGAGGUAAAACAGAAAUGGGCCUCGCGACUUUUAGGAAAGUUAAGAAAAGAUAUUACGCAAGAGUAUCGAGAAGACUUCGUCCUAAGUAUCACGGGGAAAAGGCCAGCCAUGUGUGUUUUAAGCAAUCCUGACCAAAAAGGAAAAAUGCGUCGAAUCGAUUGUCUGCGACAAGCUGACAAGGUGUGGAGAUUAGACCUGGUGAUGGUGAUCCUCUUCAAGGCGAUUCCCUUAGAAUCGACAGACGGGGAAAGACUGGAAAAGACUGCAGAAUGUGCUCAACCGGGCCUCUGUGUCAACCCUUACCACAUCAACGUCUCCGUCCGGGAACUCGACCUCUACCUAGCCAACUUUAUCACUAGUCACGAAGUUCUGAAUGGAAUCUGCAACGCCAACAAGGAAGAAGAAAGACGGCGAAAAGGUGCAGGUUACCACGAACUGUAUAAUGGUGUCGUAUGCAACGACACGAUCCUCGCGACAGGUGUCUUCAGCUCCAAGGAGCUCUGGAUGCUUUCAAAAGCGUCCAUACUGCAUGACCUCAGCGACAUGCAGCCUCAAAUAAACGCGAUCAAAAUAGAGCACCCGCCGUACUACUGCAGCAGCUACACCCCUCCAUCCGCAGCUACCGCCGCGGAUCAUGCUCAGCCCGCGGCUAGCUUCAGUCCACCGCCGGUGCACCAGCUCAUACGAAACGAUAAGACUGAAAAGCCCCCGACGGUUUCGGUUUCGAGUGCUAAUACCUUUCCUCCAGUUCUGAGGCCCGAAGAUGGCCAUCGUGGAAUGGAUUCUCCUCAUUCCCAAACGGGAUUACAUUCACCACACGAAGGAUUGGCUGGAGGCUCUGGUCAGAGUAUGUCCAGUCUGGCCUACUAUCAACCUGAGCACCCUGGAUCUGCUGGGGUCGUUAAAUACCCCGAAAAUGGGCACGACACUCUUUCGGAUUUCGUUACGUUUGUGUGCCAGGAAGCCGAGAACACUCAGCAGCUACCCCAGGUAGCUCUCGGAUUCAAAUACGUACCACAGAAAUACUUCCUCUAUUCCACAGGCCUAGCCAUCGGCGCUGCUGGUGGUGGAGGUAACAUUGAACUCGGAUGCAUCGCAGAAUCCAUGAAGUUGGACAUUGACAUUAUUUUUGCAAAGUACAAAACGUGGCACGGAAAUUUCGUUUACUGCCCUGAGUUGAGUGCUGAAUUCCGUCCAUUGAGAAUAUGUAAGGACUCAAGUCGAAGAGCAAAUAAAUUCAAGGAAAGGAAUAGACUUGGAGACUCACCGAAUGAAGUGUUGUCCUACAGCUUCUCUCACGUCCUCGUUGUCCUCUCCGUUGUCCGAGAAGUUGAUUUCUCUCUCAAGAGAUUGCAUGAGGGCAAUCAUGCAAUGGAUAAACAAAUCUUCACCUACCCUACCAUCAGUUCGAUGUCAGGAGUCAUUUCUCCGACGAAUCUUUCCCUGUUCUCCUCCCCCGUUUCGGUAACGAGACCAGUGGCGACGCAGAGAUCAGUUUCCAACGUCCCCCCUCGUUGGAACACCGGUCCCUUUAUAAACCUGGAGGACGAUUACAACAUGAUAGCUCCAAUUAUUGCGGGUACUGCCAGUGAGCCUCCCACGGCCAUGGACGAUGAUCGCUACUUUCAUCCAGUCCAUACGAGCAAUGUCGUUGACAAAAAUGGCAAUAAUGGGAUGAUGGGCACCGAACUAGUUGGUACUGAUCACAAUUCGCAUCACCAUCAACAACAGCAACAACAGCAAGUGAUGCAGGAUAAAUCCGGAAGACCAAAAUCUCCUCCGUGACACUGGAGUUUCAGUUUUUCUCAACUAUCGAGUCUCCCAUGGUUCGGUUCAUCCACAACAUGCUCAAUGGUGUGGUCACUCGCUUUACCACGAGUUGGCUGCAUUCGAAACACGUUGGAAAAGGAUCGGCUCUCCCGAUUCAAAUUACGCUUCCGCAUCUUCAAGUGCAUGAAAGUGGAGAUGAAGAUCGAAAUAUUCGAGGAAGGCGAUUAAGUAAUCCCCGCAUCCCCGACCCUCUUCGCACCCCCGUCGCAUGACACUUGCCAUUUACUUUAGCAAAUUUUCUAGCAUAUGUCAGGCGAGUGCCGGCACUUUUAUCACGGGCGAUCAAGACUUCUAUUUCUAUAAAAAAAAAGAAAUAACUAAAAGUGAGGACCUAUUUCCAAAGAGGAUGGUUUUGUUGCAAUUUCUUUCAUCUGUAAGAAAGUGUGACGGAUGUUUCAUUUAUCAGAAGGGCUGAUAGCAUUUUAAUCGAGAGGUUCAAACAAAAUAGGAUCAAGUUCUAAUCUUCGAACUCUUAAACUGUGGAAAAGAAAUUACAUUUAGAAAGUAAAAUUAAAGAGUUGAAGAAGGCUCUGAUUUAAAAAAAAAUCUUAAAAGUUCCAAAUAAAAAAUUAUAGUUUGAUUAAAACUUAACUUGCUUGCCGGAUGAAAAACAUUAAUUUUUUGCGGUUUUUGAUGACUGAGGUGUCCGGCACAACCGAAAAUGUUUGUUUUCUUUGUAAAAAUGGUAUUUUCUCUCCAAAAAUUCUUGUGCCAGUUACGACAUAAGGGACUGAGCGGAUUCGUUAAUUGUAAUUCUAGGUCAGGGAGUAGCUAUAUCGUUCGUUCCACGUAAUUAUUAUUGUACAUAGAAACGACAAGGUUUAUUGAUAGAAUGGCGAGUAUUCUCAAGUGAAUUUUGCCUGCGCGACUAUAAUUUGUGAUACCGUGACCAUUAUUAUACCUAUUGACAGUUGUUACGCUGAAACGCAAUUAAAUAUGGUUAAGGGGAAAAGGGAGGGGUCAAUUAUCGAACGAAUUACAUGUUAUAUCCCGGUUGAUAAAUUCUCAACCCGCUAUUAUUAACAAGUACUAUCGUUUACGCCUAAUGCUCAGGCUAGUGCUAACACUAGUAAAGACUAGUGCGGACUAGUCACCAGAGGCUGCUAGUUAGAAACAAAGUAAUAUUUAAUACUCAUAUACCGGUCAGCGACAAUAGCAGUUUCAAACUUUAAUUUUCAAUUUACAAAUUUACUCAAAUUUAUGAUGAUUACUCAUAUUUUAAUCGAAAGACCUAUCCUAUUAUUAUUUCCACCAGUUCCUGUUCAGUAACCCUUACCUUAUCGGAUUAAGGAGACAGUCUGCACUCAAAAAAUAUUUUUUAUCUUUCGGAUGUAAAAUUUUGCCAAUGGUAAUUGUUUACUUUGAUGACUUUUCCAAAUUUUUGAGUAAAUAGCUUGACAAUUUUCGUCCUUAAACAUUUCUGAGUAUGUAGAAAUCACAUUUAUUACUAAUUUCAUUCUUUUCCUAUUAAAAUUACAAUUAUUAUUGGUAAUUUUCCGAUCUGCAAAAUAGGUUGGGUGUGAGAGAAUUCCUCCUUUUCCUGUUCCAGCUCGAAAAGUUAACAUAUUGAAUUUAGAAAAGUGAACAUAUAUUUAUAAUUUAUUAAUGAAAGAAAAUUUAUUUAUGUUUAAAUGUUAAUCCUAGUAAUAUUUACUUUUUAUUAUUUUAACAUUUCAAAUCAUUCAUCUGUUUAAUAUUAAAAUUAAUCAACAAUUAGUGAAGUUCAUGAAAAUAAUUCAAAUCUGUUAACAUUUAACAGAAAUAAAACCUUUGAUCGAUUUAAAUUUCUCGUGUUAUAAUAGCGUAAUCGAUACAAUGAUUCGCCACUUAAAGAAUUUUUCAAGUUAAAAAAUUUAUUCAAAACACAAUAAGCUUUGAACAAAAUUGUAAAAUACAUAUAUGGAUAAUAAAUUUUAUAAAGAUUUCAAUAAACAUAGUAUGUUAAAUCCAUUGUAACUAUUGAAAAAAUUUGUCGCCAAUCAUUGGGGCUCGUUCAACCAAUUAAACGAAUACCCUACCAAUUUUUUAUUAUUUUUUUUCACCAAAAAUACAAAUAUCUUUGGGUCUGCCCAGACUGAUAUUUAUUUUUGGACUCGAAAGAAGGUUUUGCAAAAUGUUACAAACCAUUUAAUCCAACAUUCGGAAAGUCAUCAUAGUAAAUACAAUUACCUUGUUAGAAUAUUACUUUAAAAGUGUUUCCAAAAAUAGAAUUUUAGCUCGAAUAGAUAAAAAAAAUAAUUUUGAGCUGAUUUGUCCCCUUAAAUUAAGUGGUUUGAGUUUGAAACAGUUUUGUAGACAAGAUUGAAAGGGUGCGCGACCUCUCACUUGUAUUGUCGAUAAUGAAAGGCAAAAUCGCGGAUCUUAACGGAUCAAGCGGUAUAUCGUUAAUUUAUUUUAUAGUACAGCGAGUUUUGUAAGUAGUAUAAUUAUUAUUUUUAUUUGACAGAGACGAUCUUUGUAAUCACGUAGUUGUUACUAUUAUGCUCUGUAUAUGGUUUAAUUGGACUUCGUUAGCUUGGUUUGUUCAAUUAACGAAAAAAACGAUUUACAGCUGUUGAUCAAAAUAAGAUACUGAUCGUUCAAUGGACUGA